This is a messenger RNA of Histoplasma mississippiense, 1032 nucleotides long. RefSeq lists its product as hypothetical. The coding region runs from base 1 to 1032 and encodes 343 amino acids. Gene Ontology annotation, molecular function: metal ion binding; lactoylglutathione lyase activity. The record is from RefSeq and is a predicted model, not a curated record. NCBI's taxonomy places the organism in Eukaryota, Fungi, Ascomycota, Eurotiomycetes, Onygenales, Ajellomycetaceae. The transcript has 3 exons.
AUGUCUUCAGACACCUCCAAGUACAAAUUGAAUCGUAUGCUGUGCCUCCAUUAUCACGGUAUUGCUGCUGGAGCUGCUGCUCCCUCGCCAUCAGCCACUGAUCCUUUAUCCCAUUUAGAUACUAUGAUUCGGGUGAAAGACCCAAAGAAAUCAGUUGAAUUUUACAAAUUUCUUGGCCUCUCCCUGAUCAAUAAAAUUGAGUUUCCCGAGAGCAAAUUCUCACUCUUCUUCCUUGCAUACGACGGCCAACAGUCACUCUCUGGCUCUCGUCACUGGUCUGACAGGAACGGCGUCAUUGAGCUUACUCACAACUACGGGACAGAGAAUGAUCCGUCUUAUGCGGUCACCAAUGGCAACACAGAACCCCACCUCGGAUUUGGUCAUUUCACCAUCUCUGUCGAUAAUCUCGAGCUCGCAUGCAAACGUCUCGAAGAUGCCGGAUAUGAGUUCCAGCAGAAUCUUACACAGGGAUCCAUACAGAACCAGGCCAUCGUGGAAGAUCCAGACGGAUACUGGGUAGCUAUCAUCCGGAAACAAGAAACGGAUGCAGCCGUUGCACGGUCCGAUCCAUCGACCUAUCGCCUGAACAGUACUAUGCUUAGAGUCAAGGACUCCAAAACAAGCUUGAAAUUCUACCAGGAAAUUUUAGGAAUGACUCUUGUUCGCAUAGUCGAGCUCGAGAGUGGGGACGAGAAAUUCUUCUUUCUCGCCUACCCCACAUCCAAUCCGCCGUUCAAAGAAGGGGCUGCCAAUCCAAUUGCGGAGUGGGAGGGAGUAGUGAAAUUGGCCUGGAAUUACGGAACAGAGAAGCAGGAAGGGAAGGUUUAUCAUGAUGGUAACUCGGAGCCACAGGGCUUCGGACAUAUCUGCGUGUCAGUGGAUGAUCUAGAUGCUGCCUGUGCUCGUUUGGAGGCGCAAAAAGUGACCUGGAAAAAGCGUCUGACAGACGGACGCAUGAAAAACGUCGCCUUUGUGCUUGACCCAGACGGAUACUGGGUUGAAAUCAUACAAAACGAGACAUUGAAAAGUUGA